AUAUUUACCCAUGAUGUUACCAUGGUUUUACUAUAGUGCAUUAUGGUAACUAGCCCUGUGGGAUGGACUGGUGUCCCAUCCAUGGUGUAUUCCGAUCUCCCACCCAGUAUUCCUGGGAUGGACUCCGGAUCCACCUCGACCCCAACAACAAUAAAGUGCUUAUUAGAUAAAUUAAUUAAUUCAUCUUGAUUACAUAUUUACCCAUGGUUUUACUAUAGUGUAUUAUGGUAACCAGUCCUGUGUGAUGGACUGGUGUCCUAUCCAUGGUGUGUUCCCAUCUCGCACCCAGUAUUCCCGGGAUGGACUCCGGAUCCACCUCAACCCUGACCUUGAUAACCGAAUAUAAACGAACGAAUGAUGGGAGCUAUGCUUAUGAUAUACAUGAUACAUACUAUGGUGCUUCAUUAGUUUGUAAAAGUGCAAAGUGUUUAUAAACUGAUGCAUAAGUGUUAUUAAGGUGCUAGAGCAAUGCAACUGAUUUAUUUCUAGAAGAUUCAUCAGGACACAUUAAUUCUGUCUUGACCUGCCCUGCAUGCAGCAAAGCAAGACCUAAAGACAUUUUUGCCUAUUAAGGUAAAUAUCUUUGCCUGCAAUCAAGGAAAAGGGAUCAGUUUCUCUUCCUUCUCUUCAAUGUCCAUAUCUGCUAGCUUCAUUAACAUGAAUACACUUGCUAAUGAAUUGUCUUUUUAUGUUCUUGUUCCUCGGUUUCGUUUUAUGGAAGAGGGAAAUGUGCCUACAUGGCGACUCGGGGACACAAAAACCUAAGAAAGUUUUAUUUUAUUGUAUUUUAACGUGUUCUUUAAUAUUUGUGAAAGUAUAAAAUACCAAAAAUGGAAGGCAAAUACCCGGAUGGACCUUUUAAACGCGUUAGGACUUAAAAUGCGCGUGAAUAGAAUUUAAAUUCAAAAUGCUCCUAAGCUCCUCGUGCCAGAUUUAAAAAAAAAAAAAAAACACGGUCGUUUUUAACGGUCGCUUUUUAACUAUAGAUUUAGGCUAAUACCAUGAUACUAAUCAAAGGCCUAUAAAUUAUUAUUAUUAAUCAUAAUAAUUGUUAUGAUUAAUAAAUCAUUUUCCUAAACCAGUCAAUGUUUUCCAGAUAUGACAUAAAUUCAUUCCUUGUUUGUUUGAAUCCUGGGCCGUGGUGCUAGCCUACAGCAGGACAUGUUAAAAUUACAGUGGCCUGUUUUCACUCAAGCCCAAAAUGGCGUUUAAAGCUGCCAAACGACAAGAUAUAUAAUUGAAACACUGCACCCGUGACAUGGUGUCGUUUCUGAUCAGUCGGUAUUACGACGUUAUCACGGUGUAACUAGCUCGUAUGGCGGGUGCUUGUGGCCGAAGGGUUUGGCGAGUCUAGCCUGUCUGAAAUGGAGGAAGUUUAAACUGCAGUGUCUUUUGUUAGGACGAGGAAAUACGGCGCUGAGGGCUUUCAAAACCUUGAAGAAGAACCUUAAAACCGACACUUUCCUGCUCAAUGACUACAUUACAGUCUGACACAUGGAUACUAAGAAGGAAGGAAGAGUUAAAUUGUUACUGAGAGUAUAUUUCCCCGGGAUACUAUGUGUAUUAUGGAGCGUUUUGUAGACUGGGGGUUGGGUGGCACUGCCGGUCGGUCUCUCUCUCUCUCUCUCUCUCUCUGUCUCUCUCUCUGUCUCUCUCUCCCUCUCUCACCACAGCACACACACACACACACACACACACACACGCUAGGCAGUCAAGGCUUUUGCUUUAACAUGACCAGGGCCACGAUCAAAACAAGCCAUGCAUUUCCAUGCAAAACGUGCUUCCGACCCGCUCACGUUUUGCACCGUCUAGAUGACUCGGUUAAAGCAAGCGAGGCACUGACUUCUUAUUUUCUACCGUCAAUGAACUAAUCUCGUUACAUUUCUGGGUUUUUUUUUAAGAGUAAAGCGCGAUACUAGAGUAGAAAUGAAAGCCGAGUCCUGGCCUAACGCUGUUAGUAGUGCCGCUUUCUGCAGAUCCGGCUUUCACAAAUCGCCAAAAAGUGACUCCUCGCCUUCCCCAGUGACCGGAUACCGGAUGGUUUUGUCUUGACCGAGCCGUAAAUGGACGAAGCCAUGCCAACAUGAAUCAGUCGUAUAAAGCGGGCACCAAGGACGGCUCGGAUUGUCGCCCGGGCCCGCACUGUCCGCAGGUCACUUCCUGUGGGCUCCAGCAUGGCGCAAAGCACUCAUCCUUGUUUGGAUACAGCCAAAGGGAAUCAUCCUCCAGCUACAGUCCACUCAGGAGGCUGCAGGAUCUGACGGCUAUGGUGAGCAGGCCCGAAAUGAGCUUGCAGGACAGGGACUUCCACAGGCGAGCUAAGCCACACGUGCACAGCUCAGAGUUUGGCCUCGGCCUUGUCCACUCGUCCCAGUCCUUCAGUCGCGGUGCUGAUGAUGGCGUGUUCAGAAAUGUCCAGAAUCUGGACAAGAAUGGCUUUUCCCCUGUGAGCUCGGACAGCCUGGAGCACAUCUCCCCAAUCCCCAAUGGAUUCCUACAUUUUGAAUCAAGCCUCUUUGACAGUGGGGACAGUAAGGAUGACCAUGAGGAAGAGGAGCGUGUGGCGCCGUUCAAACCUUCAGCCAAAAAAUGCCAGAAAAGGGACUCUGCGAGUGCAAAGAGCUUCUCUGGUUCAGGGCUAAACCUAAGCUUGAACAGACAUGAACGUUUUGAUCCAGUUUCUAAAAGUACUCCACAGCCAGCACCAGACCCUUCUCCAAGUCCACCUCCGCUGCCUGUUGAAGUCAUGCUAAGGGAUUUUGACAGUUCGGAUGGCUACUCGGAUAGUGAUUGUGACCUUCCGAGCACUGAAAACUGCGCAUCGAUGUUCAGCGUAGGCCUUUCUCAAAGGCCAAGCUCACCUAGCAGCACCUACUCAGAUCCUUCCGACAGCCCAAAGAAGAAGCCUCUUCCAGAAGUGAAGUUUACCGUGGGUGAUGUGGUGUGGGCCAAGUUUAACCGCAGGCCUUGGUGGCCCUGUCGCAUUUCCAUAGACCCCCUGAGUGAGAGCCACACCAGGAUGAAAGAGCCCAGCAGCAGGCCGUGUCGAAUGUAUUUCGUCAGGACGUUUGGGGAGAUCGUGGACCAAGCAUGGGUUUCUGGGAAAUCCACAUAUGCUUUUGAAGGAGGCCAGCAGUUUGAGAAACUUCCUGUGCUCAGGCGACAAGGCAGACAGAGAGACAAGGGUUACAAAUGCAUGGUUCCAAAGCGCUUGAUGCCUCUGUGGAAAGCCAGUGUGCUGGAGGCGGAGGCAGCUCUGCCAGAGUACCUCAGGAGUAAACUACAACUUCCCUCAGUCAGAGAGAUACACUCUCCCAUUAUGGAGGAGAGGACGUCCAUCUCUCCGACCUUCUCCAACCUUCAUCUGUCCUCACAGAGUCCAGUUUUCUCCAACGGAUACAAUCUUCCCAUCGUUGGUUUGCCCAAAACUAAGGAGGGAAUCAAAAAGAAAUCAUCUGCUAAAAAGAAAAACAGCUCAUUGCUGAAAAGCCCUGUUAAAAGCAAAGAAGAAUUGUUUUCCAAGCUGAUGUCAAGCCCCACAUUGGACAUUUGUAAACCUCAUGCUGCUCCAGCAAAUGAUCCGGCGUCUGACUCCAGGGAUUGCCCUUACUCUGACAUUGAUUCGGUUCCCAGGAUACUGUGUCCCAAACGCUCAGAAGAGCCACUCAAAGGGGGGUCGGAUAAAGAACUCUGUGCUGAACCAAAGGCACAACUUGCAAGUAAAAAAGUGAAAAGAGUUCGCAAGACGGAGAAAGAAACAGUGUCUUUGAUGAAAAACAAGCUGAACAACAAGUCUACAAUCAGAAACAAAAGGUACGCCACUGCGAAUGGCAGGCGCUUGGGUAGCACCUCCCCAGGAUUAUCAGAUGGCACAUUUGAGAUGCACUCUUUCUACUUGCCGGCAAGUUGCAAGCUCAUGUCCCGAGCCCUCGCAAACUACGAAGAAUCUGAAGAGAAGGAUGAUCUUGACUCUAGCCGUGAAUCCCGGUCAUCUUCUCCAACUCUAUCUGAUGAACAUGAUUCGUUUUCUCCCAUCCUGGAUUUGUCAGAGAGCACAGACCACCAAUGGCAAGUGAAAACAGAACCCAUAGCUGAUCUGACACACUCAAUGUCUCAGCGCUGCGGAGGCUCCCCAAACCCGACUUUGCUCAAGUUAAGGAGAAUCCGGUCCAGCAAGGAGCCCUCCCAGAAUGGGUCUCAACUAAAAAGUAAAGAUUCCACUGUCAGGCCUGCAGAAUUGCCAGUCACUGGUUUAAAAACCAAGAAAGAAUCAAGCAUUUCAUGUUCCUCCUCCUCCUCUGUUUCAUCCCCAUCACCUUCACCCUUUGAGGCUUUCCGGGAGCCUAAAGACCUCUCUUUACAUUCUCUGGUGAAAGACGACUGUGGUUCGGAUGAUCACAACACCAAGUACAAAUUUACCACCUACCUUAUGUUGUUGAAGGACUUACAUGACACCCGGGAGAAGGAGGGAAGGCCACUGACGCUUCCUCCCACCUCUCCAUCUGCCCUUAUCAAGCAAGAACCCUCACUGGUUCCCACACAGCCCCACCCUGAACCCACAACUCCCAACACAGUUCACAAGAAUGAUCGUCAGACUCCUGGGGUACAGAACGGGCCGCAGGGGAAAACCACAGACAGCCUGAAGCCAAAUAAAUCUAAACCUAAGUCCACAGGAAAAAAGGAGGCUCAGAAACAUGAUGGCGUCAACAAUUUGCUUCCUCUGGUUUCAGACCUUAAGAAACAGAACUCGCUAGAUGUGGUUGAUGUGAGAGCGGCUCCAGCUGAGAAGCUCUCAAAGUCCCAGUCAGAUUCUGGCCUUGAUAGCAGUGGGAAGGGCGUGAUGUCGGCGGUGGCACCAAAAAAGCGCUGGCAGACGUUCGAUGCUGAGAUUGAGGACAGGGCAAAACCAAAGAGUGAUCAGAGCAGCGUGCUUGAGCAGGACAGGAUCAUGCCUCCUGCCAGACUCAAUGGAAUAUAUGAGGAGAGCCGCCAAAGCCCUCAGGUCAAUGCUACGGAGAGGAAGGAUAGCUGUGAGAGCAAAAGACUUCGGAAGCCAAGCAAGAGGCUGCUCGAGUGGAGCGAGGAGUAUGAACAAAUCUUCACUUCAAAGAAGAAAACUAAGAAAACCCUUGAGUCCUCCAAAACAACGUCUUCGAUUAAUAACACUAAUGUUGGUGAGCAGACCCUGAAACCUCCACUGGCUGACGGUGUGAGCUCAGCUGCAGGUCAGCUGUCGGAGACUUGGAUAACGGAACCAUCACAGCACGAACGGCAGCUUACUCGAGAUGAAGCAGACAACAUUUUUCCUUCACCACCUUUAUCAACGCCCCAUAAAGCUCCCGUGGUCGAGGCAGAAUCGGUUGAAAAGAAAACAGCAUCUUCAGAAAGAAAAAGGCCAAGGAAGCCCACGCAGAAAGUCCUGGACUCUGCUUUUGAGGACGAGAUUCUCAGGAUCCCAAAGAAGAAGGAGUCUAAGCAACAGGGUCAAUGGUCAGAGGAAGCAGUGGUCAAAGAUGUUCAGAAAAAUGAAGUGCCUGGAACCACUCUGUCCGGCCCUCCUUCUAAAUCAGGUAUAACACCCAGACCGGGUGAUGCACAGACGCCCUUAAAGCAGCCCGCAACGCCCAGCGUCUUCCAGAGCCACAUCCCAGGAGAGAACUGCAGUCCAGCUGAGCCUAAAACAGCCGAGCAGAAUCCAUGCGACAACCCAGGACCUUUAAACACAGAGGUGUUUGGUCCAGCACUGAAUGAGAGCGCCGUCCAGGCCAGAGACUCUUUAACUGCUGAAACAAGUCUGUCUAACAGUAAAAAGGUAUCAGAGAAAGGAGGAGGCGCCUCACUGAAGGAGAAUGUGUGUCAGGUGUGUGAGAAGACAGGCGAGUUGCUGCUGUGUGAGGGACAGUGCUGUGGAGCUUUUCACCUACAGUGUAUCGGCCUCAGCGAGACCCCCAGAGGACGCUUUAUCUGCCAGGAGUGCACUAAAGGCGUGCACACAUGUUUUGUGUGCAAGAAACCAGACGAGGAUGUCCGACGCUGUAUGAUCCCGGUGUGUGGGAAGUUCUACCACAUGGAGUGUAUAAUAAAAUUCGCCCCCACGACUCAACAGAACCGAGGCUUCCGCUGCUCUCUUCAUGUCUGUCUGUCCUGCUACAUCACCAACCCCACAAACCCCUCCAGCUCCAAGGGUCGCCUGACCCGCUGUGUGCGCUGUCCAGUGGCGUAUCACGCAAAUGACUACUGUAUGGCCGCCGGCAGUGUUCCGCUGGCCAACAACAGCUUCCUGUGUCCCAACCAUUUCACCCCCCGCAAAGGCUGCAAGAACCACGAGCACAUCAACGUCAGCUGGUGCUUCGUCUGCUCUGAAGGAGGAAGUUUGCUGUGCUGCGAGUCCUGUCCUGCUGCCUUCCAUCGCGAGUGUCUGAACAUCGAGAUGCCCAAAGAGAGCUGGUACUGCAACGACUGUCGCGCAGGCAAGAAACCCCACUACAAGGAUAUCCUGUGGGUGAAAGUGGGCCGCUACAGGUGGUGGCCAGCAGAGGUGACUCAACCCAAGAACGUACCCGAGAAGAUCUCGCGCAUGAGGCACGAGGUAGGCGAGUUCCCCGUACACUUUUUUGGCUCCAAGGACUACGUGUGGACGUACCAGGCCCGCUGCUUUCCCUAUAUGGAGGGCGACGCCCACAACAAGGAGAAAAUGGGCAAAGGCACAGAUGCUGUCUACAAGAAAGCUUUAAACGAGGCAGCUGAGCGAUUCCGAGAGCUCCAGGCGGAGAAGGAGAUGAGGCAGCUUCAGGAAGAUAGGAAGAACGACAAAAAGCCUCCACCAUACAGACACAUUAAGGUGAACCGACCAGUAGGGAAGGUGCAGAUCGUGACUGCGGACCUGUCGGAGAUCCCGCGCUGUAACUGCAAGGCCACAGACGAGAACCCAUGCGGCAUAGACUCAGAGUGUAUCAACCGCAUGCUGAUGUACGAGUGCCACCCGCAGGUGUGUGCGGCAGGAGAGAGGUGCCAGAACCAGUGCUUUACCAAACGCGAGUACACUCCAGUGGAGAUCUUCAGAACACUGUCACGUGGCUGGGGGCUCCGUAGCAUCAAUGACAUCAAGAAGGGUGCGUUUGUGAGCGAGUACGUGGGCGAGGUGAUCGAUGAGGAGGAGUGUCGCGCCAGGAUCAAACAUGCGCAGGAGAACAACAUCAGCAACUUCUACAUGCUCACGCUGGAUAAGGACCGCAUCAUUGACGCAGGACCGAAGGGAAACCAGGCACGCUUCAUGAACCACUGCUGCCAGCCCAACUGUGAGACUCAGAAAUGGACAGUGAAUGGGGACACGCGAGUCGGGCUCUUCGCCCUCGUGGACAUUCCUGCAGGUGUGGAGCUCACCUUCAACUAUAACCUGGAGUGUCUGGGUAACGGCAAGACGGUGUGUAAAUGCGGAGCGCCAAACUGCAGCGGCUUCCUGGGUGUUCGACCGAAGAAUCAGCCCCCGUCGGAGGACAAGGCCCGUAAAGGGAAGAAGAAAAUGUCUGCAAAGAGGAAGAGCCAGCUGCAGGUGGUGAAGGAGCGUGAGGAUGAAUGUUUCUACUGCGGAGACGGCGGGCAAAUUAUCUCCUGUAAGAAACCCGGCUGCCCCAAAGUUUACCACGCCGACUGUCUCAACCUGUCCAAGAGACCCGCAGGUCGCUGGGAGUGCCCGUGGCACCAGUGUAACGAGUGUGGCAAGGAGGCGGCAUCGUUCUGCGAGAUGUGCCCCAGCUCGUACUGCAAGCAGCAUCGUGACGGCAUGCUCUUCAUCUCCAAGUUGGACGGCAAGCUCUCGUGCAGCGAGCACGACCCGUGUGGCCCCGACCCCCUGGAACCUGGAGAGAUUCGCGAGUACACCCCGGGAAUGCCUGUCUUAUCCGCGCUACCCAGCGUAGCCAAGUGCAGGUUAACUCCGCCCACCAGUGAGCUCUACAUCCCUCCCGCCCCCAGGAGAGCGCCCUACAGCAGCCAGCGAGUACCCUUUGAGGAUGACGUAGUGUUGGACGAAGACCUGCUUCCUGCCUCUUCUCUGUCUAAAGAGGUGAAAGAUGACGUCGUGGCCGAGGUAGAGGAUGGAGAGGUGGUGGAAGGGCUGAUUGGGGGUGAGGAUAUGGGACUCGAGAUCAUAGAAGACGAAGAUGAGGACGGGGAGGUGGACUACGAUGAAUUCGAAGAUGAGGACGAAGAGGAGGAAUUUGAAAAGGAGUGGGAUGAGGACGAGUGGGAUGACGACAGUUGCGUGGAUGAAGACUUUGACGCUGAAGGUUUAGUGGACGAGUCAUAUAGGGGGAAGUGAGCAAUUUGUGUUUACUAUCCACAAAUCCAUCCAUCCGUUCAUCCAUCCAUUCAUCCAUCACGCACUCGCUCGCUAGACGGUCUCAGUCAUUGGGCAGCGAGAUAGGCAAAGUUCCAUCUCUCCGUUCGUUACGCUUUGUAGCCUGUAGGAAUGAAGCAGGGAAUCUGAUCUCAGAUCAGCGCUCUUAUCUGGAGGGGCUCAGAGAUCAGCUAGUGCGCGCUCAGCUGGAUGCAAAGCAGCUCUUUUUGACUCUAACGGACUUGGGCAACAUGCUGAGAUUAAAAAAGAGGUCAGCUUGCCUUCUCUAACCAAGUCCACUUUGACAAAGGGGACUGGAAAAAUAAAGUGGUGCUGUGGACCUUUGGCUGUUCAGUCAGAAGUCCUGUAUUGGGUAUAAAGUUACUGUCUGGUGCUUCUUUGUGUUUCUUUUUGUUUUGUCAUCUCCACCUACUGUUUACAUUUUUAUCUUUGGCAAACCAUGGACGGGGAUGGAACAAUGGAAGACAUCUGGUAAGCUCGAAGUGGGGCAGCAACACUUGUCAAGAUGACUCCAAGUCUUUAAGAACACAUGAAUCUAAAAAAAACUGGACUUUUAAAUGGAUAACACUGGUUCUGAUUACAUAGAUUGGUGUUUGGGUCAAAUUAGUUAAUUAGUUUCUCAGUUCUUCCAUAAAAAAACAGAUUCUGUAAAAAGUGAGCCUUGGCCCAGUUGUGGUUAUUUAAGGAUACCAGGUGGUACCAGGAAACCUUUAGAGCCAGGAAGGUCAUAUUAGUGAUGAACAAAUCUUGGAAGUUAUAGCUUGACAGAUUUAAAUAACUCGUUCAGAAUCGAGACUCUGGUAGUCAAAUCCCACUUGUGUGUACGCUGUAACUGGACCACCGCUGUAACUGGACCACCGCACCACUCAGCCAGUUAGUAGCUGUACUAAAUUAUAAUUCUCCACUUCAAAUUAUGUUUGAGAUGGAAUCAGGUGUUUGUCCUGCUGAGUUAGAAUGAAAACCUGCAGCCACCUGGGUGAAAUUCAGAUAAGACUGAUGAUCCUUGAUCUCAGUGAUGCACUUUUGGAUAUUGACCAUGCUUUCGUAUAAUUAGUAGGCUGGUUCUGUGUGUCCCAUUCAGAAUUUGGUGACAAUAAAUUUCAUUAGAAGAAGCAUUUGGCAAUCACAAGCCCUAACAGUGGAUAAAAAAAAAAACGUGAUCAAGAGUACAUUAACAGUUUAACUGCAUCACACCAAACAGGAUUUUCAGUGACUUAAUCCCCACUCGUGAAUUUCGACUUUAAGAGGUAGAGUAGAGAGUUGGAAAAGAACUGCCUUCUGUGGUGGAGACGACAGCAAAACAAACCGAAAUGACCAGAACUACAGUUUUACUUUGAGCUUUAUUAUGACAUUCCAGGCAUCGGGUAUGAUUUCUGUGCUGCACGUUGUAGGAGAGACAUGUUCAUUUGUACGUACGCCUUUAUCUAAGGUAACUAACUGCUGUCGAAAUAAACUUUACACACCUCGACUCAGUCAGGAUUCGUGAAAGCGGUUCAGUGCAUGGACUUUUAAACGAAAUACUACUCUUCAAUUCUACAAUUCUAAUCUUCAGUUCUUAUUUUUAUAUUGUUUGGUUUGUCUAUUUAAUUACUCAAAACUAAUAGUAUACUCAUGACACUGAAUUCAGUGAAUGCAGAGAGCCUCAGUGAAAACAUUUCAAGAAAUAUCCUCAAAAACGAUUCUUCAGAGGGUUUUGAGGGUUUUUGCAAAAAUGAUCCGUGCCGAACUCCAGUCAUGGACUGUACAGCCAUACGUGAAAAAAACUAGUUAACGUGUGGGUUACGAUUGAAAAGGUUUUUUUUUGUUUGUUUGUUUUAAGAAACACUGUAAAGCAAACUUAGGUGGAAUUUUUCUUUAAAGUACCCUUGUGCUUCCUCCUCUGCAGGGUAUGCUCUUUUUCUGAUUAUUGUAGAUUUGUCUUUGCCUGUACAAUGAACUUUUUUUGUUGUUGAAAGACUGCAAUGCAGAAAUUUGGACCUAAAAAAACGCGCCAAAAAAAAAAAAAAACCCAAGCUCACGUUUUAUCAAAUGUUUUCACACUGGUUUCAAUUGUUUCCUCAUUUUCCAGUGUUUAACAAAAUAUUAUUCCAUUACGCUCAAUAUCUCAGUGGUUUCUGUAACAAGACUGACGUAGUUCUGAUGUUCAAAUGUCUUAUCGUGAGAUAGGAAAGGAUUAGACAGUAAUUUAUGCUUUCAGUAGGCCUUUAAUACAGAGCAGGAAGCAUGAGUUUAAAAAAAAAAAACGGAAAUACUUCUGAAAUCUGAAAUGCUGACACAGCUAACACAACAAAAGCUAGCGGGAAAGUUAGCAGUUAGCAUUUGAUCGACGGAUUUCUACAUUAGCGAUAGCCUCGUCAGAUAUUUUGAUAAAUCUUGAAUCCAGCAUAGUAAUACAUCCACUAGACGGUAACAGGUUUGUGCCUUUUGUAUCGUUAGCUUAGAAGGCGUACCUCAAGGGGCUACAUCAAGUCCUCGUGGACAUUCUGAAUCUUGUUCCCCAAACGUUAGAUAAUUAAACAGUCAUUAUAUGUGGUUUGUAUAUUGGACAUGUGAUUUAUUUUUUAUCCGAUCCAACAGACUGGAAUGAGAAAACUUCCCGACUAGUGAUUUACCCAGCGCAAGCGAGAGACUGCUGUUCCAAAUGAAGGACCCUCAUGUUUUAUUAUUGUUUGAACAAUGUUUUGGCCUUACAAUCAUUCUCUUUUGAUAUCCACUGAAUGUUAAAGAUUCUGCCCCACUUGUUUUCGUUCUUUUUGUUGUAAGCUUUGCAGCAGCCAUCUUUCUUGUCAAAAAAAGCAUGUUUGCUUUCCUUUAGUCUCUUCAUAUUUAUGGACUUUGUAGAAUCAGUUCUCACUGUUUUACACUUUUGUCAUACAUUUCUGUGUGUGCGCGUGUGCGUGAGUGUGUGUGCGUAUGUGUGUUUUUGUAUGGCGUGUUAGUUGCCGAAUCCGAGUGUGCUUUGGUGCUGCAGAGAAGACGAAACACACACCGGUUUGGUCUGGGGAAAAGUGGGGCAAAGUCGUUGCUGCCAUGUUAGAAUCCUCUUCAACUGUACUGUACUCCUUUGUGUAUAUGAAAAUAUUAUAAGUAAAGUUUUACAGUAGAGACA
Pangasianodon hypophthalmus (striped catfish) is the source of this 11468-nucleotide messenger RNA. It is a transcript of the gene nsd1a, whose product is annotated as nuclear receptor binding SET domain protein 1a. The record is from RefSeq and is a predicted model, not a curated record. Bases 2084 to 8320 code for a protein of 2078 amino acids. Gene Ontology annotation, cellular component: nucleus; chromatin. Gene Ontology annotation, biological process: regulation of DNA-templated transcription. Gene Ontology annotation, molecular function: protein binding; histone H3K36 methyltransferase activity. Lineage: Eukaryota; Metazoa; Chordata; Actinopteri; Siluriformes; Pangasiidae. The transcript is spliced from 24 exons.